Staurois parvus is the source of this 330-nucleotide messenger RNA. NCBI's taxonomy places the organism in Eukaryota, Metazoa, Chordata, Amphibia, Anura, Ranidae. The record is from the annotation of a GenBank genome assembly.
AUGGACAAGACCAUGACCUUGUUACUGGGGACUAGCCUGCUUCUGUCCUACCUGUACGCCUUCCAUAUCGCCGCCUACCCCAAAGGCUCGAAGUACACGGUCAUCAAUGAGAACUGCCCUGGGGCAGAGUGGAAUAUUAUGUGCCGGGACUGCUGUGAAUAUGACCAGGUGGAGUGUACGUGUCCCGGAGGCAAUAGGAAGGUGGGCUAUACCAUCCCCUGCUGCCGCAACGAGGAGAAUGAGUGUGACUCCUGCCUUAUACACCCAGGAUGCUCCAUAUUCGAUAAUUGCAAGUCCUGUCACAAUGGAUCAUGGGGGGGAACCCUGGAC